This is a messenger RNA of Malaya genurostris, 3035 nucleotides long. RefSeq names its product facilitated trehalose transporter Tret1-like. The transcript is spliced from 7 exons. The coding region runs from base 1407 to 2831 and encodes 474 amino acids. Gene Ontology annotation, cellular component: membrane. Gene Ontology annotation, molecular function: transmembrane transporter activity. The record is from RefSeq and is a predicted model, not a curated record. Lineage: Eukaryota; Metazoa; Arthropoda; Insecta; Diptera; Culicidae. Gene Ontology annotation, biological process: transmembrane transport.
CCAAGGCUAUCUGUCAACGUCAGUGGUCGUAGUGCAGGUGUAAAAAAUAGAGUAAUUGAAAUAUAGAAACGACAAUCUGGUUGUUCUAGCGCAAAAUAGUAAUCAGUAUUUUCUAGUGUAGUUAUUCCGGUCAACAAAGAAAACAAUUGCAAUUAGUGUCUGUGGCUGAUUAGAAUUUCGUUUUGGGUUCGCGUCAAAAAUCCUGAUCUGGCGAUUACGUGUUUUUGUAAGAUGUUUUAAAUAACAGUGCUGAAUGGGGACUAGAGUACUAGAGCUGAUGCAUGUAAACAACCGAAAAGAGCACGUAGAAACAGCAUGAGUGGAUUCGACUGAAUUGUUAUUUAAAAAUAGAACGGUUCUGUUCGGUUUGAAUGUUGCCGUAAACAUCUCAACAAAGUUCCUACGGUUCCUUAAUCGAAGCUGGUAUGUGCUUAUCACAACGUCGUCCAUUGUCAGUACGGUAGCAGCAACUGUACAGUUUAAUGCGUCCCUGUUAGCCCAAGGAUAGCGAAGAAAAGCACGCCCGCUGAGCCUUGGAAACUAUGUUCAGCCGAGCAAAGGACAUCACACCAGUUAACAGUGCAUCUCCGGUGGUGGCCUUCGAGGCGGAUCAAGUAGUGCGUGAAUCGCAGUCAUGCAGCAAAUUCACGGCUUCGAAAUAAUGCUAGCACCGGGUCAUUCGGCGGUCCUGUGCCUGUAAGAAUUGCUGUGUUAUGUACUGCGGCUAUGUAGACGGCACCCGACACAUAGGCAGGAAGGUACUGCAUGCUGUGUCUGUAUUUCGGUCCAUUAUCAGUUGCCCGGUACCGGGCGAAUCUGCAUCCCCAACACAAACACCGAAGAUGACGUUCGUCAACGGCGAGAGAUGCGUGGCCGCCUUGAUCAUCUCGCGUUCGCUGGUCUUAUCGAAAAAAUAAACAAAAUAAAAAAAAAUACAAACUAGGAACAACCGCAAAAGAAUAUACGGACUGCCGUGUCGUUUUUGUUUAGUGUGGCCGAGGGAAGGAAGGAAAGGAAGAAAAAAAAAAAGACACUUGGAGUUGAUACUACACACUCUUCUAUACACAAGGCGCAGGAGAGGAGGAGGUUUUACGAAUCCAUCCAUAAACUGUCGAUGGCCAUGCUCCGAGCGCUCUUCACAGUUGUUCAGCGGCGUUGGACGAAUACGGACGCGAGUGAAAGUGAAAUCGCGAGUUUUGCUCAAUUUUUGAAGGGUGGUUUUUCGUGGCGCUGAUAAACUGGUUUGAAAUUUCGUGUGUACAAAUCAAUCGCGGCCCGUAUUAGUUGUAGUUUUUUUGUGUGUUACCCCUGGCUGCCGCCGCCGCCGUUGUCGUCGAUUCCGGUCGCCGCCAAGCACCAAGUCGUGCGUGAAUCAAUAAACAAGUGGAGACGUGCUCAAAUUUCAAAUGUUAUCCAAAGGCAUUAGGAAUCAAUAUUUUGCAACAAUCUGUGCAAAUCUCGCCACGCUCAUCUACGGACUGUCCAUCGGGUGGCUGUCACCGAAUGUUGCCCUACUGACGACCGAUGCUACGCCCCUCAGUUCCGGCGUAAUCAGCAUUUCCGAGGCCGGCUGGAUCGGUUCAAUCGGCACGGUAGGAUGUGUGCUGGCCGUGCUGAUAUGCGGCUGGGUGUCGGAAAUUGCCGGUCGCAAAUCGGCACUGAUGCUGAUCGGCGUGACCCAGCUGGCUAGUUGGGUUGUGGUGAUCUUUGCAAGGGAUUUAAAGAUGAUCUACACAUUCAGGAUUCUUGGUGGAUUCGCCGGAGGAGGCACGUUCUCCAUCAUACCGCUGUUUGUGUCUGAAAUCUCGGAAGAUAGAAUACGUGGAACUUUGGGGGCCAUUUUAUCCAUCACUUGUAAUCUUGGUAUAUUGUUAGGUUUUAUUUUAUGUUACUAUUUAGACUAUUACACCGUUACUUACAUCGCACUGGCAUUCUGCAUUUUAUACUCUGUUGGGUGUAUGUUCCUACCAGAAUCUCCGCAAUAUUUGUUUACCAAGGAAAAGAAAGAUAGAGCUAUAAGAUCCUUGCGCUUCUACCGAGGGGAAGCGAAAAAUGAGUCGUCGAAAUUUAUAUCGGAAGUUGCCCGAUACAAAGAUACGCCUAACGACGCAACUAAAGGUUCCACUAAACGAGUACAGCUACAUAUUAAAGAUUUGUUGAGCAAACCAACACUGAAAGGCAUUUUAAUUUGUGUCAUAGUGAUGAUGUUCCAUCCGAUGUCCGGAUCGGUUCCAUUAAUCACCUUCACCGAUAGCAUUUUCCGCGAUUCCGGCUCCGAUCUGUCACCGGCAACUUGCUCCAUGAUAGUGGCUGCCAUCAACCUGGUCGGAUCGUACGUUUCGUCGGUAACCGUAGACAAGGCGGGCCGGAAGGUCCUGCUGAUUACCUCUGCAUUGGGUUGUGCAAUAUGCUCCGCCACGAUGGGAACCUAUACAUUCCUGAAUGGAGUCGGAGUUAACCUAGAAUAUUUCAAGUGGAUCCCGGUAACCACGCUGUCCGGUCUGGUGUUCAUCAGUGCCAUCGGAGUUGCCAUCGUUCCGUUCAUCAUCAUGCCGGAGAUCUUGAAUCCGAGAGUGCGUGGGUUCGUCAUUACUUGGUGUCUGCUCGAAUUCCACACAGUCGCAUUUUUAGUGGUAAAGUUUUUCCCUACAGUCGCCGAGAGAUUCGGUCUUUCCUGGGUAAUGUGGUUCUUCUCGUGCUGCUGCAUAGCAGCGGCAACGUUUGUGAUAUUCUACGUGCCAGAGACGAAAGGUAAAAGCUUCGAAGAAAUCACGGAAUCGCUAGAUUCUGAGAAGAAAACCGUACCAAAGCGAACCUCUAUAGACGUUUAACAGUGCUAUACCAAUCAAGUCAUACCACAAUAGAAACAAAAUUAAAGAUUAUAAUUAAAACAGCCUGUAUCAUAUACAACAAACAAUGAAAAACUACGCGCAUGACAAGUUCAAAUGCUAGAAAUAAGUGGAUAAGUUGUUCGUAAGCUUUAAUUUUACGUGUAAACUUUAUUACGUUAAUAAAUGUAAGCCAUUUUUAUAACA